UGGGACACCGAGGAGCUCAAUGAGCUGCUGGACUUUGACUUCAUCCUCUCCAACUCCCUCAUAUACCAGGAGCCUGAUGCUGCCUCUUCUUCUUCCACCUCUCCCUCCUCCUCUAGCCCAGCCAGCACCUGCCCUGCAGUGCCUGCUGUUACCACCUGCAACUUUACCUACCCACAGCCCUGGGCAGAGCCUAGUGGCCUCCUGUACAGCAGCAGCCAGGAUGGGGCUCCCACUGUCCCCUUCAACCUGGCUGACAUCACUGAUAUGUCCCCCUUGGGUGGAUUUAUAGCUGAGCUCAUGAGGCCAGAUUUGGACCUGGUGUACAUGCAGCAGCAACAGCCGCUGCCCCUGAGCAACGUGCAUGGAAAGUUUGUUGUGAAAGCCAUGGGCAACUAUAACAACAUCACUGUUAGCACCAAGAGCAACCACACCAUGGCAGCUGCUCCCCCACCACCUUGCACGGACAGCCUGGUGGCCCCUUACAGUCCUUUGCCCAGGAUGUGCCCCAAAAUCAAGCAGGAAGCAGCCCCUCCUUGCACUAUUGCCUCACCACAUGGAAACAGUCAGAGUGCCCCGCAGCAUGAUUUCUCACUGGGCCACCCACUGCCUACCAGGACUACCCCCUCCUUGGCACUGGAAGAGAUGCUAAAUAGCCAAGACACUCAAUCUUCUAUGCAAGGGCUAAAGCACCCACCAUUGCCACUGCAGCCAGUUUAUCACCCAGCCCCUGGCUACCCUCCUUUCCUGCCUGAGCAACUGCCACCCAGCACAGUCCAGUAUCAAGAGCUGAUGCCACCAGGGAGCUGUUUGCCAGUGGAAACCAAGCACAAGAGAGGACGUCGGUUGUGGCCUAGGAAAAGGACUGCCACGCACACUUGUGACUAUGCAGGGUGUGGCAAAACCUACACCAAGAGCUCUCAUCUCAAGGCACACCUGAGAACUCACACAGGUGAGAAACCUUAUCACUGUGACUGGGAAGGCUGUGGAUGGAAAUUUGCCCGGUCUGAUGAGCUUACUCGUCAUUAUAGAAAACACACUGGCCACCGCCCUUUCCAGUGCCAGCAGUGUGACAGAGCAUUUUCCAGGUCAGACCACCUUGCCUUACAUAUGAAGAGGCACUUCUAAUUAAAGCAGUGUCUCUUUCCCAAACUGCUAUAAGAGAUUCAAUGUUUAAAGCACAAGGAUAAUUUUUCACAAGA
Messenger RNA from Struthio camelus australis, 1199 nucleotides. The record is from RefSeq and is a predicted model, not a curated record. Lineage: Eukaryota; Metazoa; Chordata; Aves; Struthioniformes; Struthionidae.